GUGUGAGAGCCGUGUGAGAGAUGUGACAGGUCUCGGGUUAAUACACUGCCGGAUUGCUGCGGCUGAUGGCGCACGCUCUCGUAUUACUGCAGCCAUGCCUCAUGCUCGCCUCACACAGACCCGCAGGCCCUGAGGCGGGCGAUGCUGCCCUCUGCUGGACAAGAGCAGAAGAGCUCACAGAGUUUGCAGAAAAAAUAUAACCAUGUAUAGACCGUGUGAAUUUUAAUAUGAGCCGGCAUUCUCAAAUAUUUUGCACAGUGUGUGUGAUUUAAUUGCUGACCUGCCGAACAGUAUCCUGUUAUAAAUAUACAUCUUUGACGUGUGGUCUGACCGCAGCCGUGUCCUCUCCUCUCAUCCCGCAGUGUUGAGCAUCCGUGGUGUGCAGGAGGAGGAUCCCCCAGACCCCCAGAUCAUGCGCCUGGAUAACAUGCUGCUGGCCGAAGGAGUUUCCGGUCCCGAGAAAGGCGGAGGUUCUGCCGCGGCGGCAGCGGCGGCGGCCGCCGGAGGAUCGCCGAACGACGGCAGCGUGGAGCACUCGGACUACAGAGCCAAACUCGCUCAGAUCCGCCAGAUCUACCACUCCGAGCUGGAGAAAUACGAACAGGCCUGCAGUGAAUUCACCAACCACGUGAUGAACCUGCUGAGAGAGCAGUCACGCACACGGCCCAUCUCACCCAAAGAGAUCGAGCGCAUGGUGGCCAUCAUUCACCGCAAGUUCAGCUCCAUCCAGAUGCAGCUCAAGCAGAGCACCUGCGAGGCAGUCAUGAUCCUCCGCUCACGCUUCCUCGACGCCAGACGCAAGAGACGCAACUUCAACAAGCAGGCCACAGAGGUGCUGAAUGAGUAUUUUUACUCGCACCUGUCCAACCCCUACCCCAGCGAGGAAGCCAAGGAGGAGCUGGCCAAGAAGUGCGGCAUCACUGUGUCUCAGGUCUCCAACUGGUUCGGCAACAAGAGAAUUCGGUACAAGAAAAACAUCGGCAAGUUUCAGGAGGAAGCCAACCUGUACGCAGUAAAAACAGCUGUGGACGCAGCCAACGCCUCUGCACAGGCCAGCCAGGCCAACUCCCCCGCCACGCCCAACUCAGGUGGAUACCCAGCGCCCUGCUACACACCUGACGGCCGGCUAUGAGGAGCGGUCAGGAAGUGCCCUUUACACCCCACACUGCCUAGACGCCAACAGCAGCUGGCAGGAAAACCCCAUCACUCCUCCACCCGGACAUCCCAGCAGCGUCCAAUCACAACCCUGCAACUGAGAGAGACACAGUAACACACACACACACACACACUCAUACACACUUCAGCGCUUCCACCAGUCCAACUCCACUUCCUCCUCGGACUCAACUUUGUUUUGCAAGCUCUCAGCUAGAACGACGGUACCGAGCCCCCCAUCCACCCCGAGCCCCCACACACAGACACACACACACACACUCACUCACACACUCCCUCACACACUCCCUCACACACUUUCAAGUUUGGACUUCAUUGGACAGUCGUCUAGGAGCCUUCGCUCAGGAAGGAAACACAGGAAAAGGAAAAAGAAAGGUCACACGUCAGAGCAUUCUGCUCUGUUGCUGGAGUGCUGUGUGUGUGUGUGUGUGUGUGUGUGUGUGUGUGUGUCCACACGCACGCACAUUUACUAAGCCAGCUACAUUGAAGACCACAGGAUCCUCCGACCUGCCUGCUUUGAACCAAAGCGCUGUCCGUCCGUCAGAGAAGCUCCUCAGACUGCCGCAGGUCAACACCACGCAGGUUCUCCUCAGCUCCCUGUCUGUGACCGCUUUCCCGCGCCGUACGCUCCAACAGCUGCCUACGUCACUAAGGUCAUUGGUCCCUAAGGAGAGCACUCGUACGUCUCACACGUUUCUACUCGGUAGCCGUCUUCCUGCGUUUCCAAAAAAAAUCUAUAUAAAUCUAUAUGAAAACAGCUAAGCACAACAGUUCAGUGUGGUGACUUUUAUUUUUUAUUUUUUUUAAAUCCCGGAGGAGAAGGUGGAGGGGGCAGGUCAGUACCGGAGCGAAGUGGACAGACGUUUUAAUCACGCACCCGCGGGCUAGAUUUCUCACCGGCCUAUUUUUUUUCUCUCUUAGUUCUUUUAUCUCUGUUUUAAUAGCUUAGCAGCUUUUACUAGCUCCUUUUCCCUCACAGUGUAGAGUCGAGUAGGACAGCUAGAGCUUUCCAGCCUGUGAGAAGAGAAGAGCUCGUGGCUUCAGCUUUGAGCCACUCAACUUUUUUUUUUUUUUCUUUUUCUUCUUCUUUUUUAAAACAAUGAGAAAACAAGUCUUCCAUCCUUUGCAUGUUGAUCCUUGAAGACUUCGAGAAUUCCUGCGAGUCCUUGUGUAGCUCAGUUGUAUUUUUUUUUUUUUUUUUUUUUUUUCUUCCUCCAACAAGCAAGUAAACACUGCAAAACUGAGAGAAUGUAACGGAACCACAGACCAAAUAAAAAAAGAGAGAGAAAUAAACCACACGUCUCAUCUCGCACCACGGACUCGGCGGAGCGAGUCGUUCCUCCGGGACGCCACAAGCUUUCACACAUCAGCCUUCGACUCGAACCCGAGCUUCAGAGGCUGCUUCGACCCGACUGGCUACUACUUCCAAACCAAAAAAAAAAAAAAAAAAAAAAAAGAGGAUAAAAUGGAGGGCAAAAAAAAAAACAAGUUUGAAUUGAAAUGUGGGCGGAUGUUUAAAAAAGAUAAAAUAAAAAAAUAAACACACACACAGAGAGAGAGAGGAAGUGGGUUUCAAUUCAACACUUUUUGUAUAAUUUAAUUUUUUUGGUCUUGUUAAAUUUUUUCUUUUUUUAAAUCUUUCUCUGUAUGCGACGGAAAGCAUCCAUACUGUGAUACUAGCAUGCCGCAUUGUCCCAUUUAUUAAAAACAAACAAAAACAAAAACGCAUCCUUUAAAAACCUGGCCGAGGAACAAGGGCUCUUCUCCUUUUUUUGUUUUUUCUUCUUGUUUUUCUUUGAAGUCGAACCAAAAAUGCGUGUGGUGGUUGUAAAGUCGCCGGACUGCAGCACACGCCGAGGACCGUCGCAUUAAACUCCAGUCUCCUGAACACACAGGAAGUGCGCAAAUAAAGUGUGGACGUCUUCUGUUACUCUUUUUUUUUUUUUUUCUUUUUUAAUGUCCAUCUCUCUUGCUCUUUCUCUCGUGUUUUUUUUUUUUCGUUUUGUUUUUAAGCUUUUAAUACUGACCAUGAUAUAUACGAAUGGAAAUUGUUACACUAUGAACUUGACCCCUGAAAUGUAAGAUGGGUUUUUGUUUAUGUACGUACACACACACACACACACACACACACACACACAGAGAGAGAGAGAGACGACUCGAUGAAAAAUGACGUUUUUACCCACAUCUGUAUAGAUUAAUGUUAAUCCAUUUCAGCUGGCUGGCUUUUCUUCUAACUAAUGCUAUUACUACACCAAAAUAUUUUUUUUUUAUUAUUAUUAUUAUUAAUAAUAAUCCUUUUUUUUUUCCUUCCUUCCUCCUUUUUGUACUCGUCAUCACCGGAUGUCAUUGUACAGAUUGUGGAAUGUUUAAGUGUAUUUCUCUUUUGAUAAAAUGUACACCUUAUUUUGAUUUUAAUUUUUGUUUUGUUUUUUCCCCUCCUCCUCCUCCUCCUCCUCCUCCUCCUCCUUCUUCUCCUCCUCUCCUGACGUUACUCCACUCAUGAGCUGGAGUGUUUGUAUUUUGUAUUUGUAAUGUUGUUGAGUUUGUUUUUGGGGUUGUUUUUGUUUUGUUUAUAAAAAAAGAAAAAACACAUCUGUUGUAUUGGAGUUCGGUGCGGUGAAACCUUGAAGCGUGUCUCCGCGUCUUUUCUAGAAGCUCCUCGACCACGAAAGGUUCCGGCUCGGGUUCCGGUCGCAGGUUUACGAGCGUGUUGCUUCGCUCUCCGGGAGAUCCAGCUUUCCCAGCAGCUCCGGGCUCUUUGCUGUCCGUAAAAAAAAUAGUAGUCGUCGUCGUCUUUUCCCCAGCUGCCGAGCGUGCGACGUUUCCAUUCCUGAAAGCUGCUUGUCGUUUACGACGUCUUUAAACCCUCGCUGCAGCUGUGGCAUGAACAGACACGUUCGCCAUGUACAAACACACACACGCGCACGGCCCCGACAUCCUGGAAUUACGCCAUAUUGCUGGAAUUGCUUUGAGCGUCUCACCUGAGACAGACACGAGUCUCACAUCCUGUUUACACCUGGGCCUUUCUCACUGCUCACAUAGGUCAGAUUUUAUCCAAUAACCAUUUAGGGAUUAAAAACUAAACAGGAAGCUGGAUGUAGCGAGACGGUUUGCAUGUUAGCGCGUGUUAGAUCCUGAUUUAACGAAGCCUCGUCAUGAGUUUAAUCCACACCAGAAAGUGAGAGCCCUGACCAUACACUCAAACCCUCGUUUCCGUACACACACACACACAAGAUCAUGUGACGAGGUUCGAUUUCACUGCACCGAAAACAAACGCACAGAUUUUGUGGUUUUGUUACAUAUUAUUUUCUUCCCCCCUCUAGAACUGUAGCGUAUCCUUCCUUCCCUCUCUCCUUCCCUCCCUCCCGUCUUUUCCUCUUCUGUAUUCAUCACUCCUCCUUUUCUCUACCUCUCCCUUACCUCUGUUCUGUUCUCUCCAUUUCUCUUGUAUAUAAAACCCUGCCAUUUUCAGACUUGUUAGUCUGCUAUGAACUCCUUUUAUACCUCAACUUUAGAACUGUUCUAGUAAGAGAAAAAGAAAAAAAAAAAACACAAAACAAAGGAAAUAUGAGAAUUGUAGUGUUCCUUAUUAGAAAAUCGAAAACUAAUAAAAUAAUCUAGUGUGCUUUUGA
Hemibagrus wyckioides is the source of this 4802-nucleotide messenger RNA. Its product is annotated as pre-B-cell leukemia transcription factor 1-like. The coding region runs from base 413 to 1132 and encodes 239 amino acids. Lineage: Eukaryota; Metazoa; Chordata; Actinopteri; Siluriformes; Bagridae. Gene Ontology annotation, molecular function: DNA-binding transcription factor activity, RNA polymerase II-specific; RNA polymerase II cis-regulatory region sequence-specific DNA binding. Gene Ontology annotation, biological process: regulation of transcription by RNA polymerase II; animal organ morphogenesis; neuron development. Gene Ontology annotation, cellular component: nucleus. The record is from RefSeq and is a predicted model, not a curated record. The transcript has 6 exons.